AGUACCUAUCCAUUUCCACCUCCACCUUUCCCCCACUCCUCCUAAUAUUAAUACAACACACAGCAAUCAUAUGCAAAUACUUGCAUUCACCGACUCAACCAAGCACAGAACAAGAAAUAAAGAAAGAAGAUGAUGCGACUGCCAAAGACUAACUUCCCCUCCGUCUACGACGCUCCCAAUGGAGUUGACAUUCGGGGUCGAUACGAUGAGGAGUUUGCGAGGAUCCUCACAAAGGAUGCUUUAGGGUUCGUGGCAGAGUUGCACCGGGAGUUCUGGAACCAUGUCAAGUACGCAAUGGAUUGUCGAAGAGAGGCAAAGAGGAGGUACAAUCAGGGAGCAGCGCCCGGGUUUGAUCCAGCAACAAAGUAUGUGAGGGAAGGGGAGUGGGUGUGUGCACCGGUGCCGCCGGCUGUGGCUGACCGGAGGGUGGAGAUUACCGGUCCGGUGGAAAGGAAGAUGAUCAUUAAUGCGCUCAACUCUGGAGCCAAAGUUUUCAUGGCCGACUUUGAAGAUGCGCUGUCACCAAACUGGGAAAACCUGAUGAGUGGGCAAGUGAACCUGAAGGAUGCUGUGGAUGGCACCAUAAGCUUCCAUGAUGAAGCAAGAAAAAGGGUGUACAAGCUCAAUGACCAGACAGCCAAGCUCUUCGUCCGGCCCAGGGGCUGGCACCUACCUGAGGCCCACAUCCUCAUCGAUGGUGAGCCUGCAAGUGGUUGCCUCGUGGAUUUUGGGCUUUAUUUUUACCACAACCAUGCAGCAUUCCGCAGAACUCAGGGUGCUGGGUCUGGGCCUUUCUUCUAUCUCCCUAAAAUGGAGCAUUCAAGGGAGGCCAGAAUAUGGAACUCUGUGUUUGAGAGGGCAGAGAAGAAGGCUGGUAUAGAGAAAGGAAGCAUCAGGGCUACUGUUCUGAUUGAAACACUUCCGGCUGUUUUCCAAAUGGAUGAAAUCCUAUACGAGCUGAGGGAUCAUUCUGUAGGGUUAAACUGUGGGAGAUGGGAUUACAUUUUCAGCUAUGUGAAGACUUUCCAGGCUCAUCCUGAUCGCCUGCUGCCAGACAGGGUUCAGGUUGGCAUGACCCAACACUUCAUGCGGAGUUACUCAGACCUCCUCAUCCGAACCUGCCAUCGACGCGGUGUGCAUGCCAUGGGUGGCAUGGCAGCUCAGAUUCCAAUCAGAGAUGAUCCAGCAGCAAAUGAAGCAGCACUAGAGCUGGUGAGGAAGGACAAGCUGAGGGAGGUGAAGGCAGGGCACGAUGGGACAUGGGCAGCGCAUCCGGGUCUGAUCCCAGCAAUCACCGAAGUCUUCAUGGCCACCAUGGGCGAAGCUCCUAACCAAAUCCAAACCGUGAGGCGGGAUGACGCAGCUAACUUAACUCAAGAAGACCUCCUGCAGCGACCAAGAGGGGUUCGAACCAUGGAAGGUCUCCGGCUAAAUACCCGAGUUGGGAUCCAAUACCUGGCAGCCUGGUUAACUGGAACCGGGUCAGUGCCUUUGUACAACCUCAUGGAGGAUGCAGCAACAGCUGAGAUAAGCAGGGUUCAGAACUGGCAGUGGCUGAAGUAUGGGGCAGAACUGGACGGGGAUGGGCUUGGGGUGAGGGUGGGGUUGGAGCUGUUUGGGAGAGUGGUGGAGGAGGAGAUGGUUCGGAUUGAGAAAGAGGUUGGUAAAGAGAGGUUUAAGAAGGGAAUGUAUAAAGAGGCUUGCAGGAUUUUCACCAUGCAGUGCACAGCACCAGAACUGGAUGACUUUCUCACGCUUGGUGCUUAUGACCAGAUUGUUAUGCAUCACCCUAAGGGCUCAUCUAGGAUCUGAGGAUGGUCAUAUCAAUUGGGAACCCAUAUGAUGUGUGUUAUCAAGUAGAGUCAUACUUGCUACUAUCAGCUGUUACGAUUUUUGUGCUUGGCGUUUGUCUCGUGUUGUUCCCUCUACUGUUACUGUAAUAAAAUGGUAAUAAAAUAUCGAAAUUGUGACUUUUAAGUCUUUAUCCCUACAAAA
Messenger RNA from Malania oleifera, 1995 nucleotides. RefSeq names its product malate synthase, glyoxysomal. Bases 130 to 1812 code for a protein of 560 amino acids. Gene Ontology annotation, cellular component: cytoplasm. Gene Ontology annotation, molecular function: malate synthase activity. NCBI's taxonomy places the organism in Eukaryota, Viridiplantae, Streptophyta, Magnoliopsida, Santalales, Ximeniaceae. Gene Ontology annotation, biological process: glyoxylate cycle. The record is from RefSeq and is a predicted model, not a curated record. The transcript is spliced from 4 exons.